Sodiomyces alkalinus F11 is the source of this 1539-nucleotide messenger RNA. Its product is annotated as D-3-phosphoglycerate dehydrogenase. The record is from RefSeq and is a predicted model, not a curated record. The transcript is spliced from 2 exons. Bases 384 to 1514 code for a protein of 376 amino acids. Gene Ontology annotation, molecular function: NAD binding. Lineage: Eukaryota; Fungi; Ascomycota; Sordariomycetes; Glomerellales; Plectosphaerellaceae.
GGGCGAUUAUGUCCUGACCCGUUUUAUGCGGUUUUCGAUAUGUCACGUCAUUUUUGUCACAACCGAGCGAUUACCCCGGACUGGGGCGUAUCGCUUAUCGUUGGGACCUUCGGGAUAUCGACUCGGGAUAUAAGACCUCUACCUCUACUCCCCUCGACCCCCCCUGGUCUGCUCAGUCUUCUCUUGUCCUUUCUAUUGGAAGUUCUUCCUUUUUCUACUCUUGUCUUGUAUAGAGAUUCUUAAUACAUAAGCAUACAAGCUGUCUUUCUACAGCUCCUCAACCAUUGCAAUUUGCCGGCACCUCUCGCCUCCCCCUAUACUCGCGCUUGUCUCCUAUAAACCUACUAGGUAGAGAUCUACGGAUACUCCGUCUAUACUCGAUCAUGGCGUCCAACGACGAACAGCAAUGUAGCAUCGCCGUCUUGGACGACUAUCAAGGCAUCUCCAUACCUCACUUUGACAAGCUCGACAGGACCGUCUUCUCAGUCACCACCUUCCGUGACACCCUCUCACCAUGGGGCCACCCCGACACGCCGCAACAUGUCAAGGAAGCCCUCGUCCACCGUCUCGAGCCCUUCCAAGUCAUAUGCACCAUGCGCGAACGCACCCCCUUCCCCAAAGCCCUCAUCGCCCGCCUCCCCAACCUCCGCCUCCUCCUCACCACCGGCCUCCGCAACGCCUCCCUCGACCUCCCCGCCCUCUCCGCCGCCUCCAUCCCCGUAGCCGGCACAACCGACAGCGCCACCGCCGCCCGCACCCGCGCCGGCUCCUCCCCCCCGGGCGCCGCCAACAGCACCAGCACCACCGAGCACGCCGCAGCCCUCAUCCUCGCCGCGGCCCGCAACCUCGCCCGCGACGACCUGGCCGUCAAAUCCGGCCUCUGGCAAACCGGCCUAGCCGUCGGCCUGGCGGGCAAGACCCUCGGCGUGGUAGGCCUGGGCCGCCUCGGCGCCGCCACGGCGCGAACGAUGCACCUCGCCUUCGGGAUGCGGAUCGCGGCCUGGAGCCCGAACCUGACGCAGGAAACAGCAGACCGGCGCGCCGUGGAGAUGGGUCUCCCCGUCGAGAUCCCGGGCGUCGUGCCGCCGGAAAGGACCUUCCGCGCCGUGGACCGCGCCGCGCUGUUUGCGGCGUCCGAUGUCGUUUCCGUGCAUUUGGUCCUGUCGGAGCGGUCGAGGGGUCUGGUUGCCGCGGACGACCUGGGGAGGAUGAAGAAGACGGCUAUCCUGGUCAACACGUCGCGGGGCCCGCUGGUGGAGGAGGCGGAUUUGUUGGACGUGCUGAAGAAGGGGCGCAUCCGUGCCGCUGCGCUGGAUGUGUUCGCGCUCGAACCUCUUCCCUUUGAUAGCGAGUGGCGCACUACGAAAUGGGGCCAGGAGGGGAGGAGCCAUGUCGUCUUGACGCCGCAUAUGGGCUACGUCGAACAGGAUACCUUGGAUGCGUGGUAUGCUCAGCAGGUUGAGAACAUUCGGAGGUGGCAUGCCGGCCAACCUCUCAUCAACCCUCUAACCUGAUAUGACAAUGAAAGAUGAGAACCUU